AAGGCAAGCAGAAUUAAAGGUCGCGCCUAUAUAUUCGGACCAACCAGCAGAUGCGGCCUCGCCACAGCUCGCGAGCGAAGCAGCAUCAGCUCUCUCCUCUCCUUUUCUCCUGCUACCCACACAUCUGAUCGCGAGCUUGUCCCACACGACACGCGGCGGCGAUAUAUGCUAAGCGGCGACGACGUUGCAGGACAAAGGUAGCCGCCGAUGAGGAACGACAGUAUCAAGGCCGGGGAGAGGUCCUCGUCGCCCUGGAGGUCGCUCCUCGGCGGCUGCCUCGGCGCUGCCGACUGCGGCGCCGGGACGGGCAAUCAGGGCCACAAGAAGGUCCGUCCGCGCUCCGGAGGCGGCGGUGGGCGGCGGCUGUCGUUCACGGACCUGAGCGGCGCGGCGGACGAGGACCUGUCGGUGUCCCUCGUCGGCUCCAACCUGCACGUGUUCACGGUGGCCGAGCUCCGGGCCGCGACGCGCGAGUUCGCCUCCGACAACUUCCUCGGUGAGGGCGGGUUCGGGCCCGUGUACAAGGGCUUCGUCGACAAGCCGGGGCUCAAGGCGCAGGCCAUCGCCGUCAAGCUCUGGGACCCCGAGGGCGCGCAGGGCCACAAGGAAUGGCUGGCAGAGGUGAUCUUCCUGGGGCAGCUCCGGCACCCCAACCUGGUGAAGCUGGUAGGGUACUGCUGCGAGGAGGAGCACCGUCUCCUCGUCUACGAGUACAUGGCCCAAGGCAGCCUCGAGAACCACCUCUUCGACCAACAGGUGCCUGUCGUGCUGCCGUGGUCGACCCGGCUGAACAUCGCCGUCGGCGCCGCGAAAGGGCUGGCCUUCCUCCACGACGCCGAGAAGCCGGUGAUCUAUCGCGACUUCAAGGCCUCAAACAUCCUACUGGACUCGGAUCACAAGGCGAAGCUGUCGGACUUCGGGCUGGCCAAAGACGGGCCAGUGGGCGACGACACGCACGUGUCCACCCGGGUCAUGGGCACCCACGGCUACGCGGCGCCGGAGUACAUCAUGACGGGCCACCUCACGGCGAAGAGCGACGUGUACACCUUCGGGGUGGUGCUACUGGAGAUCCUGGCGGGGCGACGAGCGGUGGACAAGUCCCGCGCCAGCAGGGAGCAGAACCUGGUGGAGUUUGCGCGGCCCGGGCUCCGCGACCCGCUCAGGCUGGCGCGCAGGAUCAUGGACCCGGCGCUGGAGAGCCGGUACCCGGCGACGGCGGCGCAGAAGGCGGCGGCGGUGGCGUACCAGUGCCUGAGCGGCAGCCCCAAGAACCGGCCGGACAUGUCGACCGUCGUGAAGGAGCUCGAGCCUCUGCUCGCCAUCACGGAGGACGUGCUUGCCGCCGACGGGCCGGUGGUGCUCUUCGUGGCCGCGCCGGAGCCGGACGCGAAGGAGAAGAAGGAGAGGCCGAGGGCGGUGAGGGACGUCGGCGUCCACCAUCGGCGAAGGCUCCGGUCGCCCAAGGGUAGCCCCGAAAGCGCGGGGCUGAGCAGAAGGAGGAGUUCUGGGUGUGGCACGUGGCGGCCGACGACAAGGCUUGACGCCGCCGACGUGCAUGCUGUCAUGCGUGUGCAUGUACUGUACAUAUGA
Messenger RNA from Lolium rigidum, 1590 nucleotides. RefSeq names its product serine/threonine-protein kinase RIPK-like. Gene Ontology annotation, molecular function: protein kinase activity; ATP binding. Gene Ontology annotation, biological process: protein phosphorylation. Bases 208 to 1590 code for a protein of 460 amino acids. The record is from RefSeq and is a predicted model, not a curated record. Lineage: Eukaryota; Viridiplantae; Streptophyta; Magnoliopsida; Poales; Poaceae. The transcript has 4 exons.